This is a messenger RNA of Calliphora vicina (urban bluebottle blowfly), 1182 nucleotides long. RefSeq names its product enoyl-CoA delta isomerase 1, mitochondrial. Gene Ontology annotation, cellular component: mitochondrion. The record is from RefSeq and is a predicted model, not a curated record. Gene Ontology annotation, biological process: fatty acid beta-oxidation. NCBI's taxonomy places the organism in Eukaryota, Metazoa, Arthropoda, Insecta, Diptera, Calliphoridae. The transcript is spliced from 4 exons. Bases 160 to 1017 code for a protein of 285 amino acids.
GCUUGAAUCCGUUUACAAUUUUUAUUUUACUUUGUUUUUAGUUGAUUUUAGUUUUUUAAUAAAAUAUCUAAAAAAGUGAAAUCUCUGCAACAACAAUUCGUUUUAGAUUAAAGUAUUUUGCUUAAUUUAUAUUUUAGUUAAUUUUUAUCAGAUUCUAAAAUGCAGUCCGCAGCUUUGAGAUCAUUUACAACAAUGUUCCGUAAGCCGGUAACAGUUUUGCGCUGUAUGUCUUCAUCCUCUGUUGGAAAAUUAACUACGGUCGAUGUGAAUGAGAAAACCGGCAUAGCCACUUUGACCAUGAACCGGCCCCCGGUUAAUGGUUUGAAUUUUGAAUUGUUACGUGAUAUAAAUAAUUCGAUUGAUGAAAUUGAAUCGAAUAAAUGUCGUGGACUAAUCUUGACUUCGUCUUCCAGCACCAUAUUUUCGGCCGGUUUAGACAUUAUGGAAAUGUAUAAGCCCGAUCAAGAAAGACUGAAACAAUUUUGGACUGCUUUGCAAGAUACCUGGAUGGCUUUGUAUGGAUCAAGUGUACCAACAGCUGCUGCCAUAAAUGGUCACUCACCAGCCGGUGGUUGUUUGCUGGCCACCAGCUGCGAAUAUCGUGUAAUGCUGCCCAAUUUUACUAUUGGCCUUAAUGAAACUAAAUUGGGUAUAGUGGCACCCAAAUGGUUUAUGUCUACCUUUUGCAAUGUUUUACCUCGCCGUGUAGCAGAAUUGGCCUUAACCCAAGGUAAAAUGUUUAGCAGUGAGGAAGCUUUUAAAGCGGGUCUAGUAGAUGAAUUAGCACAAACAAAAGAAGAAGCUUUGGCCAAGUGUGAGCAAUUCUUUGCUAACUUCGCCAAAACGAAUCCAUUUGCUCGUGCCAUGACCAAACAACAAUUUAGAUCAAAAGACUUGCAACAACUCGAAGAUGAAAAGGCACAAGAUUUAGAAGCUUUUCUAUUCUUUGUUAAUCAGCCCAGUGUUCAGAAGGGCUUGGGCCUUUAUUUGGAAAGUCUUAAAAAGAAAUCCAAGUAAAUAAUGGGAGUUAAAUAAUGAAACUAAAAUCAAUGAGAUUUUAAAGUUCCUUGAAACGAUUAUUGUUAAAAUGCAUUUAAAUGUAUGUUUUUAUUUAGAAUUACAAAAAUAUAUACACAUUUAUAAAAAAAUAUAUUUUAAAUAAUAUUUAAAUUGCUAACUCAA